This is a messenger RNA of Halteromyces radiatus, 2674 nucleotides long. RefSeq names its product Aspartate/glutamate/uridylate kinase. Gene Ontology annotation, cellular component: cytoplasm; mitochondrion; mitochondrial matrix. The coding region runs from base 13 to 2547 and encodes 844 amino acids. The transcript is spliced from 4 exons. Gene Ontology annotation, biological process: L-arginine biosynthetic process. Lineage: Eukaryota; Fungi; Mucoromycota; Mucoromycetes; Mucorales; Cunninghamellaceae. The record is from RefSeq and is a predicted model, not a curated record. Gene Ontology annotation, molecular function: L-glutamate N-acetyltransferase activity, acting on acetyl-CoA as donor; acetylglutamate kinase activity; NADP+ binding.
UAUUUGUUGGAGAUGCUUUCUGCUAGUGCUCGACAAAUAGUAGCCUCUCGACCUUUGACUUAUCGAUUAGGUGCUCGUUUAACUAGUCGAGCUAUUGUCAAUACCCUUUAUCAACAACCUAGUUUACAAAGUCGUCGAGGAUACAGUAACCAAGAUGCCAGUGCUACUUCUGAAAAGGAAACAAUUGUCAAACUUCUUUACAAUAUUGGCUCUCGAAAAGAAGUAGAACAAUACCUUCGUCACUUCUCCUCGGUGGAAUCUCAAAAGUUUGCUGUCAUCAAGGUGGGUGGUGCCGUAUUGACAGAUGAACUUGAAACCUUAGCAUCAGCUUUAACUUUUUUGAAUCGUGUUGGUUUAUAUCCUAUUGUAUUACAUGGUGCCGGUCCUCAGUUGAAUCGCUUAUUGGACGAUGCUGGUAUUGAACCUCAAUAUGAAGAAGGUAUUCGUAUUACUGACCCUCAAACAUUGGAAAUUGCUCGCAAGGUAUUUUUGGCUGAAAAUUUGAAACUCGUGGAUGCUUUGGAACGUCAUGGUACUCGUGCUCGUCCUAUUCCAGGAGGUGUAUUUGUUGCUGACUAUUUGGAUAAAGAAAAGUAUGGUUAUGUGGGUCAAAUCAAGAGUGUCAAUAAGGAAGUCAUCGAAUCAUCUAUCCGUGCUGGUACUCUCCCCAUUUUAACCUCUUUGGCUGAAACACCUGAUGGUCAAAUCCUGAAUGUGAAUGCUGACGUUGCUGCCGCUGAAUUAGCUACUGUUUUGGAACCUUUGAAAAUUGUCUUUUUGAAUGAAAAGAAUGGAUUAUAUCAUGGUGUUACUGGAAAGAAAAUUGAUGUGAUCAAUUUGGAUGAAGAAUAUGAUGAUUUACUCAAAGAACCUUGGGUUAAAUAUGGUACAAAACUCAAGAUUCGUCAAUGUAAGGAAUUAUUGGAUGGACUUCCUCGAUCUUCUUCUGUUGCUAUCAUCUCUGCCGGUCAUCUUCAUAAGGAAUUAUUUACAGACUCUGGUGCUGGUACUUUGAUUCGUCGAGGACACAAAUUAUUCAAGUAUGACCAAUUGGAUCAAGUUGAUCCUGACAAACUCCGCCGUAUCAUGGAAGCUGAAGAUAAUGUGGUCAAGUCUGGAACAACUUCUGUAGCAAGUUAUCUCCGUGAAUUACAACAAAAACCUAAAGUCAAUAUUUACACUGAUGAACCUGGACAAGUUUUGGCUGUUGUUACAAGUGAUCCUUCUGAUCCAAGUCAACCUGCAGUAUUAGAAAAAUUAUUAGCUAGCAAGACAGCUGUUCUCAACAAUGUACCUGACAAUCUUUGGAACACUAUUCGAAAAGAUCAUAAUGUAUUGACUUGGCGUGUGGAUGCAAAGGAAGGAGAAGCUAAUUUGGAUCGAUCAUGGCAUUUCGAACGUGCUGAUGGUUCUCUUCGCAACCCCAAAGAUGGAAGUACCAUGUUCUUCUACGGUAUUCAAGAUUCUGAUAAGGUAAAGCAAACUUUGGAUGGAUUCAAUGGACAAACCGUUCCUUCUGGUACUCGUGCUUAUUCUACCUUGGGUUAUCAACAACGUCGAGGAUUUGCUACAGUUACACAUCAAAAAAAGAACAUUGGUCUUAUUGGUGCUCGUGGCUAUACUGGAAAGGAACUUGUUAACAUCAUCAACAAUCAUCCCCAUAUGAAUUUGACCCAUGUUAGCUCUCGUGAAUUAGAAGGUAAACCUUUAGAAGGUUACACCAAGGCUGAUUUAACCUAUGUCAAUUUGAAACCUGAUGAUCUCAAGGCACAAGAACAAGUCGAUGCUUGGGUAAUGGCUUUACCUAAUGGCGUUUGUACUCCUUUUGUCCAUCAAAUUGAAAAGGAUGUCAAGGAAGGUGAUUCAAAGAACAAAGUGAUUAUUGAUUUGGGUGCUGAUUAUCGAUUUGAUGAUACUUGGACUUAUGGUUUACCUGAAUUCAAUCGAGUCAAUUUACAAGGAGCUAAUCGAAUCUCCAAUCCUGGAUGUUAUGCCACAGGUGCACAAAUGUCUUUACGACCCUUAUUACCUUUCUUGGACAAGUUAUCCUCUCCAACAGUAUUUGGUGUGUCAGGUUACUCGGGUGCUGGCACCAAACCUUCUCCCAAGAAUGAUCCUGCUGUUUUACAUGAUAAUUUAUUACCUUACACCUUGACAGGCCAUAUCCAUGAACGUGAAGUAUCUCAUCAAUUGGGUACUCGGGUCAACUUUAUUCCUCAUGUUGCUUCUUGGUUCCAAGGUAUCUCUUUGACUGUUAAUGUUCCUUUGGCCAAGCCUAUGUCCAGUCGUGAUAUCAAAUCGGCCUUCCAGGAAUAUUAUCAAGAUGAAAAGUUAGUGCAUGUAUUGGAUCAAGGUGAACCCUAUGUUCGUGACAAUUCUGGCAAACAUUUUGUUCGUAUCGGUGGGUUCGCCGUUCAUCCUGAAGGUCGUCGUGCUGUCAUUAUUACUACCAUAGAUAAUCUUCUUAAAGGUAGUGCCACUCAAGCUGUUCAAAAUCUUAACUUGGCUCUUGGUUUCGAUGAAUAUGCUGGUAUUCCUAUAGAAUAGAUUUUUUUUUUUAUAUUGUUAUUACUGUAUCUUUUUUUCUCCCCCCAGCAUCUUAUAUUACAUUAUUAUCAUUUUUAUUUACUUCAUUGAUUGUUCAAUAAUAAAAAAAAAGUAAUUAUAAUCAUCA